Messenger RNA from Eurytemora carolleeae, 2015 nucleotides. It is a transcript of the gene Phax, whose product is annotated as phosphorylated adapter RNA export protein. Lineage: Eukaryota; Metazoa; Arthropoda; Copepoda; Calanoida; Temoridae. The coding region runs from base 70 to 1512 and encodes 480 amino acids. Gene Ontology annotation, biological process: snRNA export from nucleus. The record is from RefSeq and is a predicted model, not a curated record. The transcript has 8 exons. Gene Ontology annotation, cellular component: nucleus.
GUUAAAAAAAUAUACACAUUUACUUGUGAACAAUUUUUUCCUAAAAUAGAUGAUAAUCUUUCAUAAAGAAUGGAGGAUAUAGAAGAUGGUGAAUGUAGUAGUGAUGGGGAUAGUAUUGCUGGAUAUACACCUAUAGAGCGUCCUACAGAUGCUAAACCUUCUUUUAAACCUGCAGAUAUCCUUGAUGACACUGAUGAUGAUGACGAGGAUGAAUCAAGGGCUCAUCAAGAUGAUUCGGACUCCGACGAGGAUCGUCCAGCUGCUAAACGUAUGAAUAAAACUGGCCUCUGGGGUCGAAGGGAUGCACUGGUGCCGGAACCGACUGGAAAUGAAACCUUCAAGAUGAUGGCCGCCGCUUUCCAAGCAGACCGGAAAUCUAAGAAAAAGAAUAAUAUUUGGGGAACUAUUAUACAGGAGGAAUCAUUAAAUUCAACCCUCUCGGGGUUCGGAGUGAACAGAUCUCUGAAAGAUCUUGGAUCCGACCGCGGAGCAGAAACUUAUGAUUUCACUAUUCCGCUGGAAGAGAAAGCAAAGGAGAGACAGAGGCAGAAGGAGGCGAGGAAGAAGGACAAUAAACUGGAGGAGGAGAUGGAUAACUACUGGGGGUCUGGGGGACCUGGAGAUACAAUGGAGGAGACGGAAUCUCAACCUGUGAAACCUGAUGAGGGUUCUGAGGAGGUUGGGGAGAAGGAGGAGGGAGGGGAAAUAGAGGAGGGAAAGGGAGAGGAAAAGAGGGGAACAAAGAGAAGUGCGAAGGAGAGGUUGGGUAAGAGGAGAGUACCAAUUGACAGAUAUAACGGAGAGAGAUUAGCAGCACCUGGAGAUGCUAAGCAUUUAAUUGAUAUCGGAGAAGAAGAUCUUCUAGAGAACUCAGAUAAGGAGUUCGCCCAGCUUCUAGCAGACAGGCUAGGGGAGGAGAAACCAGAACUACUGGAGGGUCUGGUAUUUAAGUUUGGAAAAACCUUGGCACAUAAACUUUACAAAUUAACCCAAAAGACCGAGGCUGCCGGCGGCCUCGAAAUAAAUAACGGAGCACGUCGUCGUACGUCCGGUGGAGUAUACCUGUUCCUACUGAAGACUGAUCCCUCCCUCGGUAUUGAUCACGAAGCUGUUCGUGUAUUCCUCGCAGACUCUAAGAAGAAGGAGGACAGGAGAAUAUUAGAGGCUAGGAAGCGUAAAAAGAAAAAGGAUUUUAAUAAAGAAAUGAAGGAUUUCCUAAUCCUAAGGCAGAAUAUAGCGGAGAAGAAAGUGCAGGAAAUGGAAGAAGAUGGAGGAGAGGAGAAAACAGAAAUGGAGGAGAAGGAGGAGGAGAUAGAAGAACUAGUCGAGAUUGGAAAUAAUCCUUUCGCUAAAAUAAUUGGAUCCCUUGCUUCCAAAAAUGCACAGAAAGAAAGGUUAGUAUGUGAUCAGGAACCUGGCCCUCCUCCCAACAGUGUAGAGAGGGUGGAGAGAACACUGCAGGAGUACGACGACGACCUUUUCUGUACAACAGAUGAUAUUGAGCUUUCAUAAUCAAUCAUUCUUAAAAGAACUGUUAACUUAUUUUAACAGACCCACAAGUUUUGCUUUGAUUAAACCUUAAACCUCAGCAUUGAAGUUGUAGAUAUUUUUUUUCUAAAAAUUGAGAAUCUGCAGUACUUAAAAAACUCUCCUGUUUCAGAUGUACAGUGAGACUCAUUAAACUUUGGAAUUGGAAGACUACUUUUAGACUCAAGUUAUGACGUUCAAAAAACAUGUAAUACAGUAACAUACAACGUACAAUGUUCAUAGACCUAGUUCACUUAACAAGUUGUUUUUAAAGCUGCUGAUAAAACUAUUUGCUAUAUAACAGCAUCAAAUACUUGCUUAAAUGUCGUCUUCCUUUUCCACAGUUCUAUGUGUCUCAGAUUUUUUAUUGAAGAAAAACUUGAAACUUUUUUGUCCAUCCCUGAAACUAUCUGUAGAUGCAUUAGUGCUUGGUCAAUGGGAAAUAUAAAAAAGAGAAUAAUAAGAACUUGAAAUAAAACUGCUUUUUA